UAAAUGAAUAAACCCAUUACCAAAUCGUAGGUAGACAACCCUAGCUUUAAAUUCUACAACCUACUGCUUAUCCUUUCUCAAAUAUAACAACUCAACCAUAUUCAAUGGCUACCAUGUUUUGAUUUAAAUACUGAUAUUUAUUUGCACUAUUUAUUUAGAUCUGAUCCGACUUCUACUAAAUUUUUCUUAAUUUCAUUCAUAGGUAAUAUUCUAAUAUCUACUUAACCUUGUUUUAAAUUAUGCAGCUUCAUCCUAACAGUUGAAGAUGAAGUUUAUUCAUUCGGCCAAAAAAUUUACGGUGCAAUCUGAUUGGUCUCUUGUCAGAGUUAUAUUUUUCUUUUCAACGACCGUGAUUUCCUUGAUUAAAUAUGUUCCCAAGGCACUGUUACUGAACGAGUAUGAUCUUCACGGUUGGAAAACCAAGGUGUGUGCUAAGCGGAAAAACAUUCCCGGAAUGAAGAAAUAUCGUGGGAGAAACACCUACGUAUUGGAGUCCAUGAGGCCAUCUCCAGUGUAUCGUAGACCUGGUUAUGGUUGAUAUUCAAAAUGUAAUGGAUGCAUCUGCAAGUCUUGAUCAUUCAUGUCUUCCAUCACAUGUGAUAGGAACAGAGAUGAUAUACACAGCUAGAGGAAGACAACAUUUGUUUGAUAUAGAUCAAGAGGAAGACAACAUUUGUGUGAUAGGAACAUAGAUGAUAUGUACAACAAAAAAUGACAACAGUUGUAUGAUAGGAAUAAAGAUGAUAUACAUAAUACGAAGAAGACAAUACUUUGUUUGAUAAGAACACAAAUGAUACAUACAACAAUACGAAGACAACAUUUAUUUGAUAGAAACACAAAUUAUAUAUACAACUAUAGGAAAAAGUAUUUCACUGUUUUAUUUUAUUUUAUUGUCUUAAGGUUAAAUAUAAAGACAAUUCACAUGUACUCUAAGUUCGCGUUUUGAGAUCAUGUUGAAUUUUUAAAAUUAAGGAACAAGUUAUUAAA
Molecule: messenger RNA, 987 nt
Organism: Lathyrus oleraceus (garden pea)
Lineage: Eukaryota; Viridiplantae; Streptophyta; Magnoliopsida; Fabales; Fabaceae
Product: polyadenylate-binding protein 2-like
Exons: 4
Coding region: 266-538 (90 amino acids)
Source: RefSeq, a predicted model, not a curated record